This is a messenger RNA of Drosophila suzukii, 384 nucleotides long. RefSeq lists its product as uncharacterized. The record is from RefSeq and is a predicted model, not a curated record. NCBI's taxonomy places the organism in Eukaryota, Metazoa, Arthropoda, Insecta, Diptera, Drosophilidae.
AUGCGCUUCUUAUUGGUACUCACCUCCUUCGUUCUCGGUUGCCUCCUGUUCAUCCAGGAGGGCAGUGGUGACAUAGGCUCGUCCACGGAUGUGACCACAAGCACCACCGAAAGCUCUGUUCUGAUCUCGAAUAGCACUGGAUCGACUGCCACUAUCAUCGACCUCUCCACAACCCCCUCAUCAUUGGCUUCCCAGGCUUUGAACCCGGACUUAUACGCGCCCCAUUUGACGGAGCAGGGUAAAAGAAGGAGACGUCGUCAAAUCCUUCGACUUCUCCGCAAGCAAAGGUACAGGGCGCGAAAACAAAAACGUGAGCUUGAGAAACUGCUCCGUCUACUGCAGAAAUACCAGAUCACAGAACUGGAGGAGGUGAACAUCACAUAA